UUAAGAAUCCACACGCCUCCCCUCCGUCAUCUCCAACAAUGGUCUUUUCCAGCUCAGCUUAUCACAGCAGAAUUUGUAACAUGCCAUAAUUUCUUUACCGGUGUGUGUAGCCCCGGAAAUCAAAUGUCAUUACCCAACGCCGCUAAUUUGGCGAUUAUUCCUGCUCUUUUGCUUUUUGACAAUGCCAGCGGCGGGGACCAGCCGAACCUUUACGAUCAGAUCCUCGGCGUCGCUGCUUUUUUGCACUGAAGAAGCCUCCUAGGAUUGUCCGCUUGAUGGUCUAGCUUACAGAGACUGCAGUUGUCAUUGAUCCGCUGCCAGAGCCGCUACAGAUAGUAAAGGAAUAAAUUUGCCAAGAUGAUGUGCGAAGUGAUGCCCACUAUCAGCGAGGACACGGCUCUGAGCCAGCGUGGCUCUCAGAGCAGCGCCUCGGACCCAGACUCCCACUUUGAGCAACUGAUGGUUAACAUGCUGGACGAAAGGGACCGGCUGCUGGACACUCUGAGGGAGACCCAGGAGAGCCUCGGCCUGGCCCAGCAGCAUCUUCAGGACGUCAUCUACGACCGUGAUUCUCUGCAGCGCCAGCUCAGCUCUGCCCUUCCACAGGAGUUUGCUGCGCUGACCAAGGAGCUGAACGCCUGCAGGGAGCAGCUGCUGGAGAAGGAGGAGGAGAUCUCUGAGCUCAAAGCCGAGAGGAACAACACCAGGGUGAGGACUGACUGCAUUGAUGCACAUCUAUAA
Molecule: messenger RNA, 741 nt
Organism: Micropterus salmoides (largemouth bass)
Lineage: Eukaryota; Metazoa; Chordata; Actinopteri; Centrarchiformes; Centrarchidae
Product: liprin-alpha-2-like
Exons: 3
Coding region: 358-741 (127 amino acids)
Biological process (GO): synapse organization
Cellular component (GO): presynaptic active zone
Source: RefSeq, a predicted model, not a curated record